AUGGGCCCGGAAGUUGUUUUGAAGGGAUUCCCAGGUACAAAAAAUCCCGGAGAUGCUGUCGUCGCCUGGGAAAACAAACAGCUCUUCAGACAAUUAGAAAGAAAAACAGCAAUCGGCCGCCAGAAAUCUGGUGAGAGAAUGAAUGUUGAUGACUGCAAUGGACGGACAUAUGCAGGCAAUGAAGGAGAGUCAACAGAACAGGCCUAUUAUGGUGGUCAGCAGUGCCCUCCAAAGUCUACCAACACUCAGAAAACAUCUCAGCAGCAUUCUCUUACAAACUCUGUUAAGGUUGAGCUGUGCAGUGAUGAUGAGUCCCCAUGUGUUGAACCCGAGAACACAGAGGAAGUAAAAGACGAUCAGCUGAGUGACCCCAUGGACGAGGGAGGGGCAGAGUAUGUUCUGUCGAGACGAGACAAAUGUGAGGUGUGUGGCAUGAUCUGCAUUGGACCUAAUGUGCUUAUGGUGCACAAGCGCAGUCACACAGAAGACAAAUCAGCAGAUGUGGAAACCAAGACAGUGCUUCAACCGUCCAAUGAUAAAAUUCAGUUUGCAGAAAGGCUGUCGAUUAGUAUGACUAAGCGCAAAAGAUCAACACCACAAAAGUUUUUGGGUGAAAAGCACAUGCAUCUCAACCUACCUGAUGCACCUUAUGAACUGUCUUCGGGCUCUGAGAAGGAGGGGGAACUCUUGAGCGCUCACUCUGGCCCGGACACCUUUCUGUCAAGCACGAAAAGCAAAGAUGAAAACCAUGAGCCCUCCACACAAUCUCAGCUCUUUCCCACCUAUCUGUCGGUUAUAGGUAGAGAUGCAGGUGAAAGCCAGGAUGACCAACCUACACCUCUUAGCCUCACCACCUCACCAAACGGCUGUCCUGACUCCACAGACACCGAGAGUACAGCGGAAGAGCAGAGCACAAGGGCUACUGGACCCACAAGUACCUCAAACAACCACCACCUCCACUACCACAAUGUCCCCCUGUCCCGCAGCCUCCCCACUUCCAGCCCCAGCCAGGCCAAAGAUACGGACACUAUGUGGAUCAAAGCAAGCCCCAUGCCUCCUGUUUCAGUGAAAAAGAGUGCUCGUUCACUUCUCUCCUCCAGGGAGACCAUGCAGGUGUUGGGCAGAGAUGGUCGGCCAGUGCGCUCCUUCCACUGCCGCUACUGCCGCAUACUCUUUCUGGACCACGUCAUGUUUACCAUUCAUAUGGGAUGUCAUGGUUUCCGCCAGCCUUUUGAGUGUAACAUCUGUGGGCACCGCAGCCACGACCGCUAUGAGUUCUCCUCACACAUCAGCCGGGGAGAGCACCAGGUGGGCUGA
Knipowitschia caucasica is the source of this 1317-nucleotide messenger RNA. The record is from the annotation of a GenBank genome assembly. NCBI's taxonomy places the organism in Eukaryota, Metazoa, Chordata, Actinopteri, Gobiiformes, Gobiidae.